UUCCGUAAAUAACCCCAUGCAUCCCGUAACACAAUAUGCAACCCAAAUAAGAAAUUACAAGUUUUGUUUAUACUCGCGUCUAGUUACACAUUUUCUUUAUUUUGUUUUAAAUACAAUAACACACCAUGAAUACGUGGAAAGAGCAUUGUGUAGGCGCAUUUAAAGCCGGAAUUGCUCUUACUGGCUUCUUGAGUUCAUUUUACACUAUGGUUGAUUUAAUGUUUUUCUUAUCUAAUCCCAAUUUUAGUAUUGCACCCAACAAAACAGAACUAUCAAAUGUAUCAUGGACAUGGGCAUUAAUUAUGAAUACUUUAUUAGUUUCAAUUUUUGCCCUACAACACUCAUUGCUGGCAAUGAAGCCUGUAAAAGAUUUAUUCAAAGAGUAUGGUUUAAGAGAUAUUGAAAGGAGCAUUUACAUCAUCACCACAUCACUUGCACUUGAAUUGCUAAUCAAAAACUGGCAUUACACUCAUAACAAUGUCCUGUGGCAAUUCUCAACUGAUAACCACUCUACUUACUGGUUGUAUAUUCUUGCACAUGCAACUAGUUGGAUAUUAAUUUAUAUUGGAAGUGUCUGUAUGGAUAUUAAUGAACUUCUGGGAUUAAAACAAAUUUAUUAUUCACUGAGAGGGUUUCCUGAUCCAUUAAAUUGCAAGUCAAUUGAAUUGAGAAACUUGUAUGCCCACAUGAGGCAUCCCAGCUUUAUUGGAUUUAUUAUUAUAUUUUGGUUCGUGCCAGUUAUGAGAUUUGACAGAGUUUUACUGGCUGCAUUUCUUUCUCUAUACAUGUACAUUGCCUGGAAGACUGAUGAUAUGGAUUUAAAUUAUCAAAAGUGUCAAAUUAGUAGAAAGUUUCAAUAAUAUUCUUUAUUGAAAA
Messenger RNA from Dalotia coriaria, 876 nucleotides. Its product is annotated as nurim homolog. NCBI's taxonomy places the organism in Eukaryota, Metazoa, Arthropoda, Insecta, Coleoptera, Staphylinidae. The record is from RefSeq and is a predicted model, not a curated record. The coding region runs from base 126 to 860 and encodes 244 amino acids. The transcript has 4 exons. Gene Ontology annotation, cellular component: nuclear membrane.